AUGUCAGCCUCGACUUCAGAUCUCUUCGAUAGCGCCUAUCAAAUUCCUCAGAACGCGAGUCGAGCAAGAAUCAAUAUGUCUUUUCAGUUAUCCGAAGUAAAGAGAGAGGCAGAAUUCAAGGACCUCGUCAAAACCGAGUACUUGGCAUACCAGAAGCCGUACAACGCUUUCUGGGAAGUGCUUAAGGGGCCCAACGUCGAGGAAUGUACUCAGCGCCAAUGGUGUAUGUGUUUCCUGUACAUUUCUUCGCAUUUGCACUGUUGAUACACUCUCUUCCCCUCUUUUCUAAUGUCCCCUCUUUAUAACUUCGAAACGUUUAUUUUAUAUGAAAAUGCUUACUGUCAAUAGCUUGGCAUACUGGGACAGAAGGAAGUCACUGGCUAAAAGUGACUGAAAAUGAAAAUGUCAUUGGUGGAGCAGAGUGGAUCGUCCACGAGAAGGAUCCUUUUGAAACCCCUCAGCCUAUCAUCAAGGCAGAUUGGUGGCCUGAAGGUCUUGGCCCAUCCAAAAGGACACUUAGAUUUGUUACUGACUCUAAACAGGGCCUCUCAAAAGUGUAUCCAACCAUAUGCUUUAUACAUUUUUCUCCGGUCGACCGUCCGUCAUGAACCGGCCACACUUACGUAAGUACCAAUACUCGUCUGCCUUCACUCUACCAUACUUUAUGCUUACCACCCUACUGUUCUCAACAUUUGUUUCGUUCAUUCAGAUUAUCGUCGGCGUGGAGUAGGCCGUCUAAUGAUGGAGUGGGGCUGCAAACUUGCCGACGAAAUGGGACUACAAUGUUUUGUAGAGUCCACAGACGAUGGUCGCGAGCUGUAUAAAUCUGCUGGGUUCGUGGCGGUUCAUCCCUUUUUUCUUGAUGCGCAGCCUUCAAACGAGCAAGAGGGCGAUAACCCCGAAUGGUUGAAAGUAAAGGACAAGAUCACCCCCGAACCAUAUCGUGUGUGGCUAAUGUGGAGACCUGAAGGAGGCAUUUUCAAAGAUGGCAAAAUUGGAUUUCCAUGGGAAGGAUGA
Molecule: messenger RNA, 1017 nt
Organism: Hymenoscyphus albidus
Lineage: Eukaryota; Fungi; Ascomycota; Leotiomycetes; Helotiales; Helotiaceae
Source: the annotation of a GenBank genome assembly